AUGUCGUCCCCCCGUGUUAACUCCGCCCGUAUGCCAGAGUAUGUCGGAAAGACGGUGAGAAUAGUGGGCAAGAUGGUCGAGUGGGCGGAGAAUGGGGAGUUCGCAAUCAUGGAAACGAGUGACGGAGGGCAGGUCACAGUCCAACUGGCGAAAGUUGAUAUGGAUGCUAUGAACGAUACGUAUUUCGAGGUCAUCGGCACACCCGUUGACGGGAGUACGAUCAAGAUGGUGAAUUGCUGUAACUUAGGGGAUCAUCUGAACUUGAAGCUCGCCAACGAUGUCAUCGAGCUGACGCAUGACAAACGGUUCAAAGGAAGGAUGUUCUGA
Molecule: messenger RNA, 327 nt
Organism: Stereum hirsutum FP-91666 SS1
Lineage: Eukaryota; Fungi; Basidiomycota; Agaricomycetes; Russulales; Stereaceae
Product: replication factor A protein 3
Exons: 4
Coding region: 1-327 (108 amino acids)
Biological process (GO): base-excision repair; nucleotide-excision repair; mismatch repair
Cellular component (GO): nucleus; site of double-strand break; DNA replication factor A complex
Molecular function (GO): damaged DNA binding; single-stranded DNA binding
Source: RefSeq, a predicted model, not a curated record